Molecule: messenger RNA, 1755 nt
Organism: Megalops cyprinoides (Indo-Pacific tarpon)
Lineage: Eukaryota; Metazoa; Chordata; Actinopteri; Elopiformes; Megalopidae
Gene: ikzf1
Product: IKAROS family zinc finger 1 (Ikaros)
Exons: 8
Coding region: 100-1680 (526 amino acids)
Biological process (GO): regulation of transcription by RNA polymerase II
Molecular function (GO): RNA polymerase II cis-regulatory region sequence-specific DNA binding; DNA-binding transcription factor activity
Source: RefSeq, a predicted model, not a curated record
AGUGCAGCUGCGGCGUUACGAACUUCUGCACAUGGAGCGGGGGAGAGUUGGAAGAGCUUCAUACUGCAAACUCAAGGAAUAGCAGAAUAUCUGCAUCGAAUGGAGACAGAGGAGGCCCAGGAAAUGACCCAGCUGUCAGGCAGGGAAAGCCCCCCUGCGAACGAGGUGUCGGAGGACACGGACGAGCCUAUGCCCGUGCCGGAGGACCUGUCAGCAAGUGCCGCUCAGCAGCAGAACAGCAAAGCCAACAAAGGGGUCGCCAGUAAUAUAAAAGUAGAGGCUCAGAGUGACGAGGAGAAUGGGCGCGCCUGUGAGAUGAAUGUGGAGGAGGAGUGUGCGGAGGACUUGCGCGUGCUUGAUGCCUCGGGAGCCAAACAGAACGGCUCCGACCUGGUCACCGACAGCAAGGCCUACUCCCCCUCUGGGGGCAUCCGUCUGCCCAACGGGAAACUCAAGUGCGAUAUCUGUGGGAUAGUUUGCAUCGGCCCCAAUGUACUGAUGGUUCACAAGCGCAGCCACACGGGAGAGCGGCCAUUUCAGUGUAACCAGUGCGGGGCCUCCUUCACGCAGAAAGGCAACCUGCUCCGCCACAUCAAGUUACACUCAGGGGAAAAGCCCUUCAAGUGCCACUUGUGCAACUAUGCCUGUCGCCGUAGAGAUGCCCUCACUGGCCACUUGCGCACUCACUCCGUGGGAAAACCUCACAAAUGUGCAUACUGUGGACGGAGCUAUAAACAACGAAGCUCACUGGAGGAGCACAAGGAGCGCUGUCACAAUUACCUGCAGUGCAUGGGGCUCCAGAGCAGCAUCUAUUCAGUAGUAAAGGAAGAAAGCAACCAGAAUGAGCUGAGUGAAGACUUAAGCCAUACCGGAACAGAGAGAGCCUUGGUGCUAGACAGACUAGCUAAUAAUGUAGCCAAACGUAAGAGUUCUAUGCCACAGAAGUUUGUGGGUGAGAAGCGUCUGUCGGACCUGUCGUUUGACAGCACUUCCGGUGGGUUCAAGGAGAGCGAGCUGAUGCAGCCACAUGUCAUCGAUCAGGCCAUCAACAGCGCCAUCAGCUACCUGGGGGCAGAGUCCCUGCGCCCACUCGUCCAGACAUCUCCUGCCUCCUCCUCUGAUGUGGUCAUCAGCCCCAUAUAUCCGCUCCACAAGCCCCUGAGCGAGGGUCAUGCGCAUAACAAUGGCCAUGCCCUGUCAGCCAAAGACAGCGCUGCAGAGAACCUUCUCCUGCUCUCCAAGGCCAAGUCAGCCUCAAGCGAGCGGGAGGGGUCCCCGAGCCCCAGCGGCCAUGACUCCACUGACACCGAGAGCAACAACGAGGAGCGGCCAGGAGCUGGUGGCACUGGCCUCAUCUACCUGACCAAUCACAUUGCAGCAGGGGCCCGAAAUGGGGGCAUGCCCCUGGUGAAGGAGGAGCAGCGGCAGUUGGAAGCCCUGCGGGCUGCUGGCUUGGAGCUGCCCUCUGAUGGCUUCAAGGUGGUGAGCAGUGAUGGUGAGCAAGUGCGAACAUACCGCUGCGAACACUGCCGUGUCAUCUUCCUCGACCAUGUGAUGUAUACCAUCCACAUGGGCUGCCACGGUUUCCGGGACCCCUUCGAGUGCAACUUGUGUGGCUACCGCAGCCAGGACCGCUAUGAGUUCUCCUCACAUAUCACCCGUGGGGAGCAUCGCUACUAACCUGCCUGAGAGCACACACAUAUGCACAGAUACAUAUACAUAUACACACAUGCACACACACUCAUACACAUACAU